Messenger RNA from Salvelinus fontinalis (brook trout), 5295 nucleotides. Its product is annotated as ectodysplasin-A-like. Gene Ontology annotation, molecular function: tumor necrosis factor receptor binding; death receptor agonist activity; death receptor binding. Gene Ontology annotation, cellular component: membrane. The transcript is spliced from 8 exons. Gene Ontology annotation, biological process: immune response; animal organ development. Bases 148 to 1245 code for a protein of 365 amino acids. The record is from RefSeq and is a predicted model, not a curated record. NCBI's taxonomy places the organism in Eukaryota, Metazoa, Chordata, Actinopteri, Salmoniformes, Salmonidae.
UACCGUACCGUCCCCCUGACUAGAUGUGGAUGGAGAUAACUGUCACUGUGCUAUCGUUUGAGCAUCAGUCAGCUCAGGUUAGGGACAUAGCAUCAUAGACAAAAGCCGAGUAUGCUGAAAUAGCAACGACUGAAAGAGUAUUUAGACAUGGCACCCAAAUCGCUUUCUGAAAAGUUAGCAAAUUUAGAGGACAGUGACUUAAAAGAGUCUACCUGCAUUUGCAGGAAACAGUGUAAGAACUGUAAAAUCUUUCUGGGAUUCUUCGUCUUAUCCCUUUCAUUGCAUCUAGUUACGCUUUUCUGUUAUUUGGACCUGAGAUCCGAAGUGAAACGCGAGAUUCUCCAGAAGAACAGAGAGGAGACACUGUCACCGGCCGCAACCGAUAUGAAUGACCGAUAUUCUCCAGUAUUCCAGCUGUUCGAUAUCAGCUACCCAGCUGAUCUACAGAAUAGGUUGCCUCUGGGGAACAGUGACGAAAGCUCUCACCUCAAAGAAGACAGAGACAAUGCUGUCCAUCGCACCAAAAGGAGCCAGCAGAAUAAACGACUUGAUUCGGAAUCACAUGGAAACAAACGAAAAGAAAGGAAAAAAGGUAAGAAGGGCCCUCCGGGUGCACCUGGCCCCCUAGGCCCUCCAGGGCCACAGGGGCCACCUGGUAUUCCUGGCAUUCCAGGCAUCCCUGGAAACAACGCCAUGGGCCCCUCAGGACCACCCGGACCUCCAGGCCCUGCUGGACCCCCAGGGCCACAGGGACCCCCUGGUCUUCAAGGACCCUCAGGGGGCAGAGUCAGAGAUAGCCAGCCUGCUGUGGUACAUCUCCAAGGCCAGGAAACAACAAUACAGGUCAAGGAAGAUCUUUCAGAAGGCGUACUGAGAAACUGGAAAAUGAUAUCCAUGCAUCACAAGGUGUUCAAGAUGCACUCGAGAUCUGGGGAGCUGGAGGUGUUGGUAGAUGGCACCUACUUCAUCUAUAGUCAGGUAGAAGUUUACUACCUGAACUUCACUGACAUUGCUAGCUAUGAGGUGAUGGUGGACAAGACGCCGUUCCUGCGCUGUACGCGGAGCAUUGAGACGGGACAGCGCAAGUUCAACACCUGCUAUACGGCUGGGGUGUGUCUGUUGCGUGCCCGGCAGAAGAUCUCCAUCAAGAUGGUGUACGAGGACACCUCCAUCAGUAUGACCAACCACACCACCUUCUUGGGGAGCAUCCGCCUCGGGGAUGCCCCCCUGGCCAGCCACUCCUGAAGAGGCAGGCCUACCAACCUGUUUGUCAAGCCACAACCCACCCCUCUACCAGCAUAUCCACUUAUGGUCCGGGGGAGGCUCCUCCCAUUCUACUUUUCCUCUACAACCAUCACCACCACCUAUCACAUAUCAACCAAUAGGAGAUGAGGAUAACCACCUACUCCAGAGAUGACAUCAUGUACAGUACUAAAGUAUCUGCCCUCAGCCUGGGCCAGGCCCGCCCCUUCAGGCUACUACUGAGCUGAUAAGCCCCACCCUCCCUUAUAAUAGUGGGAUGACCUGGUGUAAUGAUAUUAACCGCUGCCUGUUAUCUUUUAAUGGAAGAUUGCUUCCACAGAGCGAUGAGGACUAAGACCUUCGGAGGUGAUGAUGGACAAAUAUGCACCCAACGUGUCUUAGCAUUAAGAAAGGGAGGAGUUGUUAGAAGAAAAAAUACAUUAGACUUUACUUUUAGAAUUGUGCAUUUAUAGAUAAUAACUUGGUUUCCCUGGUCAUGACAUGCUUGAGAAACCAAGGUUGACAGGAGUCAGUCAUGUCUCCACUGAAAGAACUGUCUGUUAGUUAGACAACAUAGGUACAUACUGUAAAAGUUUUUGAAAACAGUAUAGAAAUACAAUGUGUGGAAGUUGUCUGAUGAAAUUAACAUUUAUAGCUGAAACAAAAACAUUUCUCUGUUAGAAUGUGCACUGGUUAAAGCAUCUCUCUCUCUCUCUCUCUCUCUCUCUCUCUCUCUCUCUCUCUCUCUCUCUCUCUCUCUCUCUCUCUCUCUCUCUCUCAUAAUAAAAAGGUCAGUAUGAAUGUUUCUUUUUUAUUUGAAAUUAAGUUGUUUGUCAAAUAUGGAAUCACUUGGAAUAAUACUGUAGAUUAAAUGUUUUAUUUUUCCAAAUUACUAAUAGCAUGACCUGAAAUGCUAUUCAUAAUUUUACUAUGUUGACCGGUCAUGAUCACAAUACUUUUCUGGAUGGGGUUAUAUUUCCUUUCUUUAUUUAGUUCUGCUUUGGUUUGUUUGAAAUAACUAAUUCACUUGUCAUUCCCUUUGAGCUGAACCAGUCAUGUCCUGUUUCUGGAAGGCCAUUUGUGUUUCAGUUUUUCUCAGAAGAAUUCUGUCUUUCCAUAUACAUAGGCAGCUUGACGCUUUUGUAAAUAUCACACACAGUCAAAAUAUUUUUCGGCAUAUAACUCCUUCUCAUGUUCAUGUUUAUAUGUGAGUGAACACAUUAGUCUUUAAGGAAUAAUUUAAGGGCACAGAGUAUCUGUCAACGUGCAGUUUCUGGAUGUUUAUGAAACUGCUCUGCACUGUGCAUGUACUGUUAUUAUUACACGGUUUGGUCGAUCACCAUGCAGUCAACCUUCUGGAAAAUUGGUGACAAAAGCAGAAUCUGGUCCAGUUGUUUUGAAAAAGUUUCAAAACAGUUACGGAAGGAACAAUAGAUGAAGAGUUUCAUUCCAAACACUAUAUAUACAUUUUCAGAAAUGUUGGUAAAUUAGUUUUUAUUGUUUAGAUAACUUAUGAAAGAGAUUGUUGUGUUUUCACCAUCUAAUCUUGGCAUGGGGUUGUUCGAUGAGAGACAUAUAUUUGUUUAAAAUCUAUCACUUGAUGGUUUAAUUUCAGAGAGACAAAUAAUCAUGUUUUGUUGCAAAACGCUAUAUAUCCGCCUCACUCUCAGAGAAGUACAGUACCAAUCAAAAGUUUGGACACACCUACUCAUUCAAGGGUUUUUCUUUAUUUUUACUAUUUUCUACAUUGUAGAAUAAUAGUGAAGACAUCAAAACUAUGAAAUAGCACAUGGAAUCACGUAAUAAACAAAAAAGUGUUAAACAAAUCAAAAUAUAUUUUUUAUUUUAGAUUCUUCAAAGUAGCCACCCUUCCACACAUGCGGAGAUCAUCCGUUCAACUACUCUGCGUCUCACAAAGACAACGGUUGGAACCAGAAAUCUCAAAUGUGGACUCAUCAGACCAAAGGACAGAUUUCCACUGGUCUAAUGUCCAUUGCUCGUGUUUCUCGGCCCAAGCAAGUCUAUUCUUCUUCAUGUUGGUGUCCCUUAGUAGUGGUUUCUUUGCAGCAAUUUGACCAUGAGAGACAGUUUCAUCAUAGCGCUUGAUGGUUUUUGCGACUGCACUUGAAGAAACUUUAAAAGUUAUUGAAAAUUUCCGGAUUGACUGACCUUCAUGUCUUAAAGUAAUGAUGGACAGUCAUUUCUCUUUGCUUAUUUGAGCUGUUCUUGCCAUAAUAUGAACUUGGUCUUUUACCAAAUAGGGCUAUCUUCUGUAUACCACCCCUACCUUGUCACAACACAACUGAUUGGCUCAAACGCAUUAAGAAGGAAAGAAAUUCCACAAAUUAACUUUUAACAAGGCACCUAACUUGUAAUGCAUUCCAGGUGACUACCUCAUGAAGUUGGUUGAGAGAAUCACAAGAUUGUUUAAAGCUGUCAUCAAGGCAAAAGGUGGCUACUUUGAAGAAUUUAAAAUAUAAAAUUGAUUUAGAUUUGUUUAACACUUUUUGGUUUACUUCGUGAUUCCAUAUGUGUUAUUUCAUAGUUUUGAUGUCUUCACUAUUAUUCUACGAUGUAGAAAAUGGUCAAAUAAAGAAAAACCUUUGAAUGAGUAGGUGUGUGCAAACUUUUGACUGGUACUGUAAGUAGUACUGCUAGGUUUUACACAGUCAAAUGUGACAAAUAACUACAUUUAUAAUAAAGAACUGUACACAUUAUAUAUUUGUGACAUCCAUAUUUAAAUGUUUUUUUUUUUUUUUAAAUGAACCAAUACAGGAGUAGAGAGCAAUAGUAAAGGCGUCUUUUUGUAGGCACUAACUCCACCAGGGUUUUUGGAUAAACACUGAUAAUAAGGUCUGUAGUAAACACAGGCUUAGGAUAUCUUAUACGUUUUGUUCUAUGGGAUCAUCUUCAUCAGCUAAUGUCACUUUUUGUGAAUUUUUUUGCCUUUUUGUCAUUUAAAAAGCACAUAAAGGCUUCAUAAUUCAUAAAGGUCAUGUGACUGACAUUAUCUCAUAGAACAAAAUGUAUAAGAUCUCCUAAGCCUGUGUUAACCUCAGACCUUAUUUUCAGUGUUCAUCCCAAAACAUUAUUCUUUCCCCAUUAAUUUUCCCCAUAGGAAUGGCUGACUGAACCAGAUGUAACUCAUUUCCAAUUUUUAGGACUACGUGCUGGCAAGCUUUAUAUGAGAUCUGUAUGUAAAAUAUUUAUAUUUGACAUGUUAGUCAUUAGCGGAUGCUAUUAUCCUGAGCAAUUCACAGUUAGUGCAUUCAUCUUAAGAUAGCUAGGUGAGACAACCACAUAUCACAGUCAAAUGUACAAGAUAUGAACAUUCCAUUUUGGCUUAACAAUGUAUAUAUAGCAUUUUGCAAAAAAAAAACUUUUUAAUCUAAAAUCUAUUCAUAAAAAACCUGAGAACAGGUAUAUUUUACACACACAUGAAGGUACCCAUAAGCAAUCACUUCUGAUGAAAAAGUACAAAUGUGAAAAAUUGGUGGAUAUAGCGUUUUGGAACCGAAACUCUUCAUAUAUUAAACCAUUUACCAAAGGAAGUUCAAACAUAUUACUUUUCAAGUUAUUAUGGUAAUUCUACAUUAUCCAGUAGCCUAAUUUCCGCAGUAAGAGUUGGUAUAAAACAUUACAACUUGCAGUUUACAAACAUGCCCAAAAAGGACAGUGAGCCAUGGUGUUGUAGUAUUACGUAUUAUUAGUACUUUGGUUCAAUUCAGUGCUUAGAAUGGUUAAUUCUCCAAUUCAUGCUUUGCGAUUAAAUUCAAUGCCUUUGUCAAGUUGAGUCAAGAUAGAAUUGGCCCAAACUCUGGUAGCUAUAUGUCCCUUAAAUAAAACUUUGUUUAGUUGAAGUGUACAUUGUGGUUUGUGUUGGAAUAUGCAUUAUUUGGAUUGUUUGUAGGUAAAUAGGAUAUAUUUGUUUCCCUGCUUUGUUGAAUAUAAUGUACAUUUGUAUACUCUGUUGUGAUUGUAAAUAUGUAUAGAAAAUAUAAUUCUGUUUUUGUAAAUUGAAUUGAUUUAUAAUAUUAAAUUGUAUUAAAUUCA